AUACGCGAGAAUAGCAGCACCUGGAUGAGUCAGAGAAUGGCGUGUUGUUUAUGUUUUAUGGCGGGCGUAGGAGAAAACUGUUAAUCAAAUUAUACAAUUUAUUAAUCUAUAAAUCUUAUUAGAAAACAAUAUGGAAGAUUUUACAACUUUAAUAGCUAAUUAAGGAUGAUUCGUAAGAAGCGAUAUACGUUUGAUAAAAAGGUGCCGGCUAACAAGGACUGUUGGUUAUACGAUUUCGACGAUGGGCUGAUACUGACGGAAUAUAGGAACGCCGAUCGCGAUAUCAUGCCGAAACAGAAUUUCACGAACGAUUACAGCGGAACUAAACUGACUCGUUACCAAUAUCAUUCGUCAGAUGGAUUUCUAAAUCGGACUACGAGUGAUGACGUCAACCUGUCCAGAUCCCAUAUGACUUUUACGACGUUUGGUAAACGAAAUUCACACGCCUCCGAUACAUCUAGUGCUUACAGUGGUUCAGACGUUAUGCAAAGUUCAAUAAGUGGAGAAAUAAAUGCAGAUCUAUCGGGAUUAAGCGAAACAUUAGUCGAUUCGGAUGAAGAAGAGAGUUACUUAGAUUUCGGCGAAACUUCUCUUAUGCGGGAUAAUGUUAGAGAAAUUUUGGAAAAAGAGAGAAAGGAACGAACUGAAGAAGAUAUUGACGUUUUACUCGAAAACUUUCAGCACCUUCCGGCCUUUGCCAACAUGACUCUAGCCACAAGGCGGGAGCUUUGCAAGGUUAUGGUCUUUGCAGUUGUAGAAAAGUCAAAUACUAUUGUUCUGCAAAAUGGGGAACAGUUAGAUUCCUGGUCUGUGAUUCUCAAUGGGCACGUCGAAGUUGAAAAAAUGGAUAAGACCAUAUCUCACUUGCAUAUGGGAGAUAGUUUUGGCAUCACACCAAGUCGCAACGUUCAAAAACACAUUGGUAUCAUGAAGACAAAAGUCGAUAACUGCCAAUUCCUUUGUAUAGAUCAGGAAAAUUAUUAUCGGAUACUCACUCAGGGAGAACAAAAUACAGUUAGACACGAAGAGAAUGACAAAGUCGUUUUAGUGACGGAAUAUCGAGUAUUAGACGCAGGAUCAAAGAGCGGUUAUAUAGUAAUAAGGGGAACGAAUGAAAAAUUGAUGUGGCAACUAGUCCAAGAGCACUCAACAGUCGAUCCAACAUACGUUGAAGAUUUUCUACUCACGUGCCGCACGUUUCUGAAAUCACCUACGGAAUUGACGUGCAAGUUACUAGACUGGUUUGACGAUAAGAGGUUGAGGGAUCGUGUAACACGGGUCGUUCUACUGUGGGUCAACAAUCACUUCAAUGACUUCGAAAAUGAGGCUUGUAUGAGCGAGUUCCUAGAAAAAUUUGAAAAUUUGUUGCGACAUGAAGGAAUGAAUGGGCAAUUACGACUAUUAAAUAUUGCGUGUUCGACUAAAGCUAGGACUAGGAUUAUUAAAAUAUGCAAAUGCGAAAAAUACGAGGAUUUAAAGUUUAAAAUCAUUGGAGGCUACGACAAAGCUGCACCGAUUUUCGUCGCAAGCGUUCAAAAAAAUAGUAAGGCUUACGAGGCUGGUUUAAAGAGAGCCGAUCAAAUUUUAGAAGUAAACAAUACGGAUUUCGAAAACAUUAGUGAAAAAGGAGCGGAAGACAUAUUACGGGGUUCGAUGCACUUAUCGAUUACCGUUAAAUCGAAUUUAAUGUCGUUUAAUGAACUAUUGCAAGAAACUACCGAAACCUUCGCUGCACGGCGCUUAUCUUCAGGCAGUCGGUCGAGUUCCAGUAGCUGCGAUUCUUUAGCUCAAAGAACGAAACCAGUCGUGAGAACACCAUCUGCAGGUAAGGAAGUAGUGAAAAAGAAGGGAUUUAUUAGCAGCGGACCGAAAGCUCUGAGACUACGUAAAGCGCUGAUGAAAUUGUAUACCAAACCAAAAUCCGAGAUAAUCGAUGAUAGAGCAUCUGAUGAUGGUCGUCUCAGAAGAAGUUUAAGUUCAUCAAGUUCAAGUCGUCUCAAUUUGUCUGCCUCAAAUCCAGACUUAUCCUCUCUAUGCCUUGACGAUAGUGAUAUACGAACCGUACAUGAUUCCGUUAUAAAAGUGUUCAAAUCAGAUCAAACAUUCAAACUAAUAUGCCUCAAUAAGCAAACUACAGCACAUCAAACCGUUUUGGCUAGCUUAAAGCAGUUUGGAAUCACGGAAAACUGUUCGAAUUAUUCUCUAUGUGAAGUAACUGUCGAAAGCGAAGACGUUGUUAAGCAGCGGCGUCUACCCGAUCAGCUUACUAAUUUGGCGGAAAGGAGCUCGUUAAACGGCAGGUACUAUAUUAAAGAAAAUUCAGAAACUCAGCCUCUCAUUCCGGAUGAACAAAAAUACGAGCUUUUGGCCGAAAGUCGUUCGCCACUCCUGCAGUUACAGGCGGCUGAAGUAGCGGCACAAUUGACGCUUAACGACUUUCAUUUGUUCCAUCAAAUUCAAUCGACGGAGUAUAUUGACGAAUUAUUCGAUCGGUCUAGCCGCUUUGGGACGCCGAAUUUAACACCGUUCGUUCGUCUCGUAAAUAAGGAAACAUACUGGGUAGUUACUGAAGUGUUGAACGAAUCAAAUCUCAUAAGAAGAGUUAAACUUCUAAAACACUUCAUUAAAAUUGCACGACACUGUAGGGAAUUAAAGAACUUUAAUUCAAUGUUUGCUAUUGUUAGUGGACUAGAUCAUACUCAUGUAACUAGACUUCAUUCAACUUGGGAGAAAGUAAAUCACAAACAUAUGCAAUGGUUAGAAGAAAUGAAAGACAUUUUAAAUCCGAUAAGGAACUUUGCUAACUACCGCAAUAUAGUAAGUAGCGAGAGGGUUCAACCGCCUAUGAUUCCGUUCUUCCCUCUACUGAAAAAGGAUUUGUCUUUUAUCCAUUUGGGAAACGACGAUAAAGUGGAUGGUUUGAUCAAUUUUGAGAAGAUGCGUAUGCUAGCUAAGGAAAUCCGCAAUGCUUGUAACAUGGCAACAGUUCAUAGCUCAUUGCAACCGUUAUUCUUCAAAGGUCAGCCAGCCUCAACAGCACAUUCUGACAAAAUUUUUAGCGCCUUUGGUUGCCGGGAUCAAUCUACAAAUUCUACUCCAACUGUGGCAACCCUAAGACGAAAACGAAGGUCAUCAUCAACAAUUAACUUGAAGAAGAUGUACGACGAUACGUUAAUGGUUAGGAAAUCAAGAGAUUACUUAAGCAAGAUAAAAGUGAUAGAGAAUACAGAUGUAUUACGAGACUUGUCUUUUCAAUGUGAAAACAAUCAAGGAUCCUCACAGAGUCUAAAACGAGAUCAAGCAUCCUCACCAAAUCUGGCUCCUCAUGCUUUCGGAGUGGAUAAUGUGGAUAACGUAAACAAAUUAAUUAGCCUCCGUUCCAAGACGAGACCUCAUAAUGAUAAACACAAUCCAAUACCGAGGCAUGCUUUAUCGCCCCAGGCUAAUCAUCGUCCUCCUCCUCGUCCGCCUAAAACGACAUCGAAUGAUUCCGAUUCGGGUAAUAACAGCGUGUCGAGUGUAGAAAGUCACUUUUCAGAAAGUAGGUUAAAGUAUUUUCUAGUAUAGCUCUUGCUGUUUAUUAAUGGGUAUAUAUAUAGCACGACAAGAAAUCAGACCUCCCCUACCUUCCUACGACGAUGCUGUCAAGCAACUUUCGACUAAUAGUCGUUUAUCAGGUACACAUCGACACUUUUUCUACGCUCUGCUAACGACGACAAGUUUUUUGUCUUUUUUUAAUAUGCAGAAAAUUGUAUAUUGUAAGAUACAUACAAAUAUAUUGUAUGUUGUAUAUACACCGCUGUUUAAUUUAAUAUAAAGAACUUGCGCAAGGCUUCUCAUAGAUUUUUUUUAAUCAGGUACUAAGCGCUGCACUUCAAGACCCCCUCUACCUCGUUAUGAAGAUGCCAUCCAUCAACAGCGGAUAGCGAAAAAUAUAGGGUCGCAUGGGUCGCAAGCAUCCUCAACUACUAACUCAAAAUCACCAAUGCGAACACCAAUUAUGGAACGGUUGAAAGCGUCUAGACUCUCAAAACCUUAGUCGUAGGUAAAGUUUUUGCCGAUAGAUGUCGUUAUCAUACAAAAUUUUCUCCCCUCCUUCUCUCAUCCCCCCCCAUACCCUCAGUUCGUCCUUCUCUCUACGACCUUGUCAAUUAUUUAUUCGCACUUUCAAAAUUGAAAACGGCUAUUGCACAAAACACAUACUAUUUAUUUAUCUAUUUAUUUAUAUAUCAAUUAUAUUACAUUUCUAAUUAUACCUUUUAUUUCGUUACAGUUUAUGAAGAAAGAAUAGCAUUCGUUUAGUAGGAAGUUGUUUUUUUUUUUAUAAAGUUUAAAUGAAAAAGAAAAAAAGGCCUGCAGUUGUGUUGAACUUCAGUAUUACAAGGAAAGCAAAAAAAACAAAGCAUAUCAUUUUAAAUAACAAAAUCAAAGUGAUUUUGCUUAGCCGACAAGCGAAAUUCUACUGUUGAGAAUUUAUCUAAUUAUAAUUUUUUUCUGAAUAUUUUACCUUUGAAAGUUAACAGUUUAUUUUUUUUUUUACUACAAAAACAU
This is a messenger RNA of Dimorphilus gyrociliatus, 4551 nucleotides long. The record is from the annotation of a GenBank genome assembly. Lineage: Eukaryota; Metazoa; Annelida; Polychaeta; Dinophilidae.